This is a messenger RNA of Plasmopara halstedii, 5397 nucleotides long. Its product is annotated as cmgc mapk protein kinase. Gene Ontology annotation, molecular function: protein binding; ATP binding; MAP kinase activity. The transcript has 12 exons. Gene Ontology annotation, biological process: protein phosphorylation; intracellular signal transduction. Bases 1 to 5397 code for a protein of 1798 amino acids. The record is from RefSeq and is a predicted model, not a curated record. Lineage: Eukaryota; Oomycota; Peronosporomycetes; Peronosporales; Peronosporaceae. Gene Ontology annotation, cellular component: nucleus; cytoplasm.
AUGGCCGCUAAACCUCGCGUACUGGUGCUUGGCGGCGCCGGCAUGAUUGGUCGCAACUUCGUCAAGUACUUGAUAGAUCUCGACUUAGUCUCGUCCAUCCGUGUGGCUGACAAAACGAUGCCCGAGAUCUCCUACUUCAGUGCUGUACACAAAGAGGCGUUCGCUGAUGAGCGCGUCAAGUUCGUGCAAGCGGAUUUAACGCGUGACGCCCAUGUCGAUCGCGCUUUUAACCAAGAGUUUGGUCCAUACGAUUUUGUGUUUAACCUGGCUGGUGAGACCAAGUGUGGACUCUCUGAGACUGUCUAUGCCUCCAAGUGCCGCGAUCUGUCGGUGAAAUGCGCCAAGAAAGCGCAAGAAGUGGGCGUCAAACGCUUCAUUGAAGUGUCUACCGCUUUCGUAUAUAAAUCGCAGGUUAAGCUGCCGGCAACGGAGGAUGCGGAGCUGCAGCCGUGGACGUUGCAAGCUAAGUACAAGCUAGAAGGGGAGGAGGAGAUCCGCCAGAUAAGUGGAUUGAAGGUUGUAUUCGUCCGCCUAGCGACGGUUUACGGGUCGGCAGACUCGGCGGGACUCAUGCCUCGAAUUGUUUGUGCCGCCUCAUAUGUGAAGCUGGAAGAGAAAAUGAAGUUGUUGUGGGAUGCGGAAAUGCGCGUCAACACGGUUCACGUCUUUGACGUGUGCCAAGCCCUUUGGCACCUGACUAGUGCGGGAUCUGACGGUGAAAUUUACAACUUAGUGGACAAAAAUGAUACCAACCAAGGUAAGAUCAACGCGGCGAUGGAGGAGAUUUUCCAGAUAAAAACCGGCUUUAUCGGCAAGCUCGUUUCAAACCUGGCGCGCGUGCGCCUUGCUGAGGUCGUAGACGAUGCUAAUGAGAAGCAUAUGCAACCUUGGGCUGAUCUCUGCGCGGAGUACGGUAUUACGAAUACGCCACUCACACCGUACAUCGACAAGGAACUGCUGCAACACAAUCACCUUUAUGCCGAUGGCUCCAAAAUUGAGUCUACAGGUUUCCAAUACAAGUACCCAGCGUUUGAUCCGAAUGAAUUGCGUAGCGUACUGGAAGAGAUGGGCGAUGGGCUAUACAUUCUCAAGUAUAAACAACAACACGACACACCUUUAGCUCAAAACUGGGUCCGACUAAGUUAUCGCUAUAAGUGCUCACAAUUCGCAUUCCAGUCGGUAGUUGACUGCUUGCGCCUUCACAUCCUCAACGUAAGUUCUCACACGCAGAUACGAGGCCUCAUGGAGGCAAGCGACGAAUUUGACAGCUUUCAGGACUCGGUACGAUACGAAGAUCCAAGUAGUAUUACAUCCUCGACCAGCACAAGCCCCACCGAUGGAGAUCCCCGUGCUAGCACGUCUAGCGAUGUGGAGCCACUGCCGACUCAACAGAUGCGUAAAUUGAAGAAAAAGGAGCGACUACGCACGCAGUCUGAAAGUGCAGUGUGGACGAGAGCAUCUUUAAGAAUGAAAUUAUCACCACUUGUCGUAGAUGUGGCGGCUACACCCGCUUUUGAUGGAUCUCAUAGCCUUGCGACGCCUGGGGGUGAAGCUUUGUAUGACCACGUGCGCGGCAGCGAGAGCGCCUUGUCCCAUUUUGAUAUACUCAACGGUAUGGACAUGUUCGCAAAUUCAAGCGGUAGUGAUGUUACCCAUCGUCGCCGUAGCCACGACAGUUGCCUGGCUGCCGGAGUGGUAUUGGGUAGUCGAGAAAGAGUGAUUAAUAUGUGGAGACAACAAGGUGAGAUCUCUGAGCGCGCAUCUGAGAUGUUGGAAGAUGCCAAGCUUUCAUUACACGGCAAAGAACAGAACUUGUACGAUUCGUCGCUGAGGCGGCUAUCGGAGGCACAGGAUUCACGAUUGAAUACACUUAAAGAGAGACUCGCGACUUCAACGGCUACAGAAUGUGCAGAUUUGGUGACCGAUCCGUCGCUGAGUACAAGUGGCUAUUGUGGCAUCGAGCAGGACGGGGAUAUCACCGGGUGUAGUUCUCACAGAGAGGAGACGAAUAAUAUCUCGAUAGCGUCGGAUACGAAUACGUCGCUCUCGGACACAGUAGCAGCUUUGAAAAAUUGUGACCGACCAGUUUUUGAUGUACAGAAGGAACUUUCGCAAAUUGACGCCAGCUCUCCGUCAGGUGUAGAUGAACGUAACCCGAGUUUUCGACCACAAUCAGGGACAUUGUACCAUGAAGCGGUCAAGUGGGAAGGCGUGCUCACUAGACGAAGCGAAUGGUUGCGAAGACUGGAAAGGCAUUAUUAUGUGCUAGAAGGCAAGUUUCUAAGACGAUUUGCAUCCAAAGAGGCAUAUUUAGCAUCACGAGACGAGCCAUUGGUGCCUCAUCAUAUUCAACCGCCAAGUGACCCCAAGAAGCCUGUACCUGGUAGUCCUGCAGCCAGUAUGGUGCGAAGAAAUUCAAGUAGCCCCGCUUCCAGCAGUGCCAGUCAUUUGUACGUGCUAGCAGGGGUCAAAGACUCGUCAAGCCGAGCGAAUGGCUUUACGUUUAUAACCGAGGAUAAAAAGACGCUUCAAGUUACUGCUCCGACAUCUGUGGAAAAAAUUAUCUGGAUGCGACUUGGUUUGGAGGCCAUUGUGGCGCUUCCAACGCUUCCAGUUGCACCUCUUGAUAUGGAAGAGUUUUAUGCAAUGUUGGUCGUAUUGUACACGGCACAUAGCGGUAACUGGCGCACAGAGGGUGACAUGGCCGUAACACUCCCUCCGCCAUCAGAGCAGGUGUUUACGCGCUUUUUUCGUUUGCUUGACAAGAAUGUCAUCUUUUGUUCUAACUAUCCCCCGUCAGUUCCGUUUCAUGGCUCGUUUCGUGGUCAUUCUGGCGUCGUGAUGUUCAUGCAUGACUUUGCAAGACACACACUAUGGACUAAUUUUAAAAUUGGCGGUAUGUCUGUUGACGGCUCCAUUGCGGUUGCUUCUGGCAAAGAAGAGCUGGAAAAUCGUCGUGAUGCACGCAAAUUUAUUCAGAACUGGGUUCAUAAGUUCACAUUUUACUCGGAUGGGAGACUCGCACGCUUCGAGAUCAACGGCGACGUCGUUGCAGCAAGUGCAGUUUUUAAAGUUCCAGGCGCCGCAACGACAUUGAAGCUGCCACAAGAAUUUAAUGAAGUAGAUGCAGAACACGGAUUUGAAGGGGUAUUACUAGUGCGAGUAAUGCAGGGCCAUGGACUGAAGGCUGGCACUAUGGUUAAGAAAAGUGUGAAGGAACCGAGUAUUAUGGUGCAACUUCAAUACCGCGAACAGCCAAAGGCAAAGUCUGGUGUGAAUGGAUCAACAACGGUAUUCUCUUCGGCUACCGUGACAGGACCGGUGACACUUAUCGGCGGCAUUUCAAUGCCAAAUUUCUCGCGAAAAUUCAACUUUAUGACGUCCGUUGCAAGCUCUGCGGCGUCUGCGGCCUCUUCUGCUGUUGGUGUUGGUACUUCAUUGUCUAACAUCUCAACUCCAGUAGUUGACCCAUUCAGUACUGGAACUCCGCGCAAUGUAGGGGACGAGUCGUACUUACCGACCAACCCUGUAUGGAAUUGCAUAUUGGAACUUCCCUUCUGCCGUGUCAUUGGUACUUGCUCAUUGGUUAUAGACGUAAGGGAUCACGCCAAAAAUGGAGCUGAGACUCAGCUUGGCUUCGCUACACUAAAUGUUGCCAAGUAUCUAAUGGCCGCAGAUGGAAAAGAGCGCAGCAAGUUACGGGAAGAGGCAGCAAUGGCAGCCGACAGCAAGUGGUAUUCCAUUAGUAAUGCCAAGGGGGAAUACUGUGGCAAAGUGCAGCUAGGAAUCACAUGCCGGCGUGCGAAGAUUGCAGAUGAUGAUGAUAGCAUUCAGCCACGACUUCGAAAGAGUCAAAGUGUCGUGAUCGAUCGGAAAAAUCCGCCAUCUUCUCUCAUGUUGCAGUGGGAUACUACGCAUCCCCAUUUACUGUUAGAAGCUGGAACACCAUCGCUGCGAAAGGGGAUGACUCUUGACGAAUACCAGAUGGGUGGAAGCGAGCAUUCACGUCGACAUGGUUGGGCAAAUGUGAAACUUUCACCCGAAGACACUGCGCGCACACAAUCGGCAGGUGCGAUUGUCAGUUGCAAAGACGAUGAUAAGGAUUCGAUACAUAAGCGUUUUAAUGACAGCAGCUGUGCAGCGUUACCUGCAGCUACAGAUGCUGUUAUCUGCAAGGAAAAUGCCAACAUGCACACUUUCAUGGUUUGCGGCGCUCCUUUCACUAUCCCACGUUAUUAUCAGCUCAUCAAAGUUUGUGGUCGUGGUGCUUACGGUAUUGUGAUUGCGGCCACGAAUCUGCGUACGGGUGGCAACGUUGCUAUUAAGAAGGUGAUUGACUGCAUCUGGCAUCCGCAUCAGCUCAAGCAAAUUCUUCGAGAAUGUCGAUUAAUUCGACACAUGGCUCACGAAAAUGUACUUAGUUUGCUAGAUUUGAUUCCGCCACCCUCUUACACGGACUUUCGGGACGUGUACAUGACGGUGGAUCUCAUGGAGAUGGAUUUGCACCGCAUUAUUUACUCAAAAGAAGUCUUACGUGACGACCAUAUCCGAUAUUUUCUGUACCAAAUGCUGAGCGGUCUGCACCACAUGCAUCGCGCUGGUGUUUUGCAUCGCGAUUUGAAGCCAAGCAAUUUGCUAAUUAAUUCAGAUUGCCAGCUUAAGAUCUGUGACCUUGGCCUUGCACGAUCCAAGGAAGCUGACGACGUGGGCAUGACGGAAUAUGUGGUGACACGAUGGUACCGUGCACCAGAGCUGUUGUUGGGUAGUGCGUACGGUGAGGGUGUGGAUCUCUGGGCUGCAGGAUGCAUUUUUGCUGAAAUGUUGGGACGUAAACCCCUUUUUCCUGGCGAGACAUACGUCCAUCAGCUCCAACUCAUCAUGAAUGUGUUGGGUGUGCCAGAAGAGCAUUCAUUUAAGGAGAACCCGCUGGCUAAUAAGUUAAAAGGCCGGCAGCUUUUAAGUCGUACUCAAGCGGUGGCUGGAAUCGAUACAAGUACCAUGUUUCCAAACGCCAAUCCAGAGGGGCUGGACCUACUGUGGAAAAUGCUCGUUUUUGAUGUUGAGAAACGAAUUUCUGUAGAGGAGGCACUGCAACAUCCGUAUUUGGCAAUAUAUUAUGAUGAGGAGCGGGAAAGUGUGCCAGUGGAGAAGUUUCAAAGCUUCGAUUUGGACGAUCUCGGCGAGACGGACUUGAAAGAAUUGAUGUUUAAAGAGAUCUGUCACUUUCAUCCAGAGGAGAUGGUCAAGCGUGCACAGCAGCAAAAGGAACACCCCGAGGUAAAUGAAAAACUUCCUCAUGGAUGGGUUAAGCGGGAGUCGCGGAGUGUGCCGGGCAAGUAUUAUUACAGCAAUCCCAAGCGUGGCAUCAGCACUUGGAUCAAGGAAGAAAUGGUCUAA